Trichosporon asahii var. asahii CBS 2479 is the source of this 465-nucleotide messenger RNA. Its product is annotated as 20 kDa nuclear cap binding protein (ncbp). Gene Ontology annotation, molecular function: RNA cap binding. Gene Ontology annotation, biological process: mRNA cis splicing, via spliceosome. The record is from RefSeq and is a predicted model, not a curated record. Lineage: Eukaryota; Fungi; Basidiomycota; Tremellomycetes; Trichosporonales; Trichosporonaceae. The transcript has 2 exons. Gene Ontology annotation, cellular component: nuclear cap binding complex. The coding region runs from base 1 to 465 and encodes 154 amino acids.
AUGGGUCUCGACCGACACCAAAAGACGCCAUGUGGAUUUGCUUUCGUUGAGUACUACCUUCACUCUGAAGCUGUCGCCUGCCUGCGCUACAUCUCUGGCACGAAGCUCGACGAGCGUAUCAUCCGCUGCGAUCUCGACCCGGGAUACAAGGAGGGACGUCAGUUCGGCCGUGGCCGAAGUGGUGGCCAGGUCCGUGACGAGUUUAGGCAGGAGUAUGACAGCGGACGAGGAGGAUGGGGCCACCAGCGGCUCGAGAUGGAGCGCAGGCAGCAAGAGCAGGACCGCUUCCGUCAGCAGGUCCAGUUCGACACGUACGCCGCUAUUGGCGGUCUCGGACAGGCGGGCGCCGACGUGCCCACUGGAGAGGCUGCGGAGCGUUCUAAGAGGGCGAGGAGUCACGAGGACUAUGACGACCAGGACGGCGACGAGGGCAAGCGGUUCCGCAGCGAGCGCGACGACGAGUAA